Molecule: messenger RNA, 441 nt
Organism: Soboliphyme baturini
Lineage: Eukaryota; Metazoa; Nematoda; Enoplea; Dioctophymatida; Soboliphymatidae
Source: the annotation of a GenBank genome assembly
CUGCUUUUUUCACAUGUUAUUACUCUUACGUUCUGUUUAAACCUUUCCACUUCAGGAGGGCUAGCCUUGAAUAACAAAGAAAAGGCACGGGUGUAUGCGGAAUUGGGUUUCGAUUGGUCAUUGUUCCUCAGCACCUUUGUGCACAAUGAAUUGGUAACGAUGACCAUCAAAAUGUUUGGUAACGAUGAGCAGAAGCAGAAGUAUCUUCCAAAGCUUGCAUCCGGGGAAAUGACUGGUGCAUUCUGCUUGCACGAGUCUUCUUGCGGUCAAGACAUUGCCGGUAUUCAGUCGAGGGCAACGCCGAUCCAGCAUGACGGUAAAGAGUACCUGAUGUUUAACGGCCUCAAAUCAUGGGUGACCAACGGCGCCCUGGCCGACGUGCUCAUUGUCUUUUCGAAGAUGAGAAGUAUAGCGGAUGAUGCGGUAGGUGAACAGUACUAA